Molecule: messenger RNA, 1103 nt
Organism: Pecten maximus
Lineage: Eukaryota; Metazoa; Mollusca; Bivalvia; Pectinida; Pectinidae
Exons: 4
Coding region: 30-818 (262 amino acids)
Source: RefSeq, a predicted model, not a curated record
CUGAUGAUGUAAAAACGUUGAAGUCAACCAUGGGUGAAAUACACGAGCGUUUGUAUAAUCUCGGGGAAUAUUCCUGGAAAAAAGUUCCUGAGUGUCAAAACCGGAUUGACAGCCUGGAGCUAUCUUCACGGUCUACUAAUGCAAUUCUAUAUCUGAUCAUGGUAGUGGUCUUCGGUCUAGUCACUUGGGUAGUGUACACACCGACAUCCAGUGUAGGGGUUCAGAAAAGGGCCGUACAACAUUCAAGUGGAACCCAUUGGUCCACGACACCGGCUGAUGACCAGGAAACCUAUAGGCCGGUUCGGUCAGUUCUAGACAGCAUACAUCCGUCGACUCUAAACAACCAGAUCUGUGUAAUCAGUUUCUACUCGGAGACGAAGGCCUUGCAUAUGCGCCUUGUGGAAUCUGCCUGCAUUAGUGGAGAGCUCAGAAAUGUAGAGAGAGUUAGCUCCCUUAUCUCCGUUCACGAUAACAUCCCUAAUUUGCCUCGUGCCAAAGUUUUCCUGGUUUUUUUUGACUUCAACGAACAAGACAUAAUUCUAGAGCAUCCGGACCGUGAGGUCGGAGAUCUCAGAAUGACCACUGUCCAGGGAGCUCGCAAAAUGGGAGGUGAUGUGUUUGUGGUGUACGUUAAAGACAAAGGAUCGCAGAAUCUGAACCAACAAGAGUUGUAUAAUGAACAUUUACGCUCUAUCAACAUACAUCCUGAGCUGUCUGUCCUUAGCGCAAAACAACGAGUGCUGACAACAUUUGAUGAAUUUACUAUGUUCCAGCGCUCUCAUUUAGCAAAAAUUUUUAUAAAGACUCUACACAAAUAGGAGACAUGUCAUUCAAGACAACUCACUCCCACAAAAGAAGAAGCAGAAAAAAAACUUUUCACUUAUUUUGCCUUGAUUGUGUUGUCAAAUGACAAAUGUUUUGCAUCUUUUGUCCAAAAGAAUAUUUUAGGAAACAAUCAAAAGAUAACUCUAUUUUUAGUUGCAUUGAUUAGGGCCCGGUAUCAGAGAUACAGAGAUAUGGGUGUCAAGUAGUAAUCACUGUCUGUCCAUCUGUCUUUCUGACUGUCCAUCUGUCUUUCUGACUGUCCUUCUGUCUUUCUGUCU